AUGGAGUCCUGGAAUAGUUCCAUUCACUUCUGUCAGUGGCGUGGUGUUAUAUGCGGUCGCAAACAUCAGAGAGUCACCAAGUUGGAACUGUCAUUCCUCAAACUCUCGGGAUCAUUAUCACCCUACAUUGGAAACUUGAGCUUUCUCAGGGAGUUGAGUCUAGUGGGAAACAACUUCUACAACGAGAUUCCUUCAGAAAUUGGCCGUUUAAAAAGACUGGAAACAUUGGAACUGGCGAAUAACUCCAUCAGUGGUGGAAUUCCUUCCAAUUUAUCUGCUUGCUCUAAGCUUACAUUCGUUGAUAUGAGAGGCAACCAACUAACAGGAGAAAUACCUACUUCGUUGGGUCUAUUGCCAAACUUGAAAGCUUUGAGUUUCAGGAACAACAGUUUGGGAGGGAGUAUCCCACCUUCAUUAGGAAACAUAUCAUCUCUGGAGGGACUAGGUUUGGGUUAUAACGCGUUAAAUGGGAAUAUAUCUGAAGCUCUUGCACGGCUGACCAGUCUUUCAAUUUUCACCGUAGCCCAAAAUGAAAUAUAUGGUAUUUUUCCUGUCUCAAUGUUCAAUCUCUCCAGUCUUAGAGUCUUUGAUAUUGGUGGAAACAAGAUUCAAGGUACUCUUCACUCUGACUUAGAAAUCACUAUGCCACAUAUUGAGUUCUUUUCCAUAGCCAAAAACCAAAUCUCUGGACAAAUCCCUGUUUCAAUAUCCAAUGCCUCAAAUCUGAAUGUACUUCAAUUUGGUGAUAACAAAUUCAGUGGAGAUGUGCCUUCUUUAGAAAAGAUGGAUAACCUGAACAAAUUGGCCCUGUUCAAUAACCAUUUGGGACAUGGGAGAGAAGGCGACUUCAACUUUUUCUGCACUUUAGUCAACAAUACCAAACUAGAAUUUCUGUAUAUAGGCUUCAAUAAUUUCGGAGGGGUAUUUCCCCAAUGCAUAAGCAAUUUUUCAAGAACCCUUUUACAAAUAGAAAUAAAAGGGAACAAAAUAUUGGGAAGAAUCCCGUAUGGGAUUGGAAAUCUCAUCAAUUUGGAAGUGUUAGCGGCUUCAAUAAAUCAACUAUCAGGCCCCAUUCCCUUUGGUAUUGGGAGGCUUCAGAAGCUAAAGAUGUUAUAUGCUGAUACUAAUUCUCUCUCUGGGGUUAUUCCAAAUUCUAUUGGAAAUUUAACAACGUUAACUAAACUUUUUUUAGAUCAUAACAAUCUUCAGGGCAGAAUUCCUUCAAGUCUAGGCAAGUGCCAAAUGUUGUUAUGUUUGGAUCUUUCCGAAAACAAUCUUAGUGGACCAAUACCGCCUCAAGUACUUGGAAUCCCAUCCUUGACCAUUUUACUUAACUUAUCUUCAAACCAUUUAACUGGCGAGCUUCCUGAUGAAGUAGAAAAACUGAAAAAUCUAGGUGAAUUGGAUCUUUCUCACAACAAAUUAUAUGGUCUGCUUUCAAACAACCUCGGUAGCUGCGUAAGUCUAGAGAAGCUGUUUUUGGAAGGCAAUUUGUUUGAAGGCUCCAUUCCAUCAUCUUUGAGUUCGUUGAGAGGCCUUGAGGCAUUGGACAUAUCUCACAAUAAUCUUUCAGGAGUCUUCAAGAAUGCAAGUGCUACGUUCGUUGAGGGAAACUGUAAGCUUUGUGGAGGCAUCCCUGAGUUACAUUUGUCGAGAUGUGACUUGAAAAAAUCAUCAAACACUUCCCUUAAAUUGAAAAUUACAAUUAUUGUUGUGAUUUUAGGAGUGAUUUUGGUUUUCACUUGUCUCGUCAUCUUGUGGUUUAAAAAUAAGAAAGAGCAAAAGCCUACAUCAACUUGUGUAGAAAAUUCGCUUUUACAAUUAUCAUACCAAAUCAUCCUAAAGGCUACCGAUGGAUUCGUCAUACAGAAUUUGAUUGGUUCCGGAAGUUUUGGUUCUGUAUACAAAGGAAUUCUCGAAGAGAGUGGAGCAACUAUUGCAGUAAAGGUGCUUAAUCUUCUAAAUCGUGGAGCAACGAGGAGUUUCUUGACUGAAUGUGAGGCCUUGAGGAACAUUCGGCACCGAAAUCUUGUCAAGGUAUUGACAGUCGUUUCGGGGGUCGAUUACAAAGGCAAUGAUUUUAAAGCCAUGGUUUAUGAGUUCAUGCAAAAUGGAAGCUUGGAGGACUGGCUGCAUCCAUCUAUCACCAUUAACGAAUCGGAGAGGAUGAGAAACUUGAACUUCUUCCAAAGAGUUAAUGUGGUCGUAGAUGUUGCUUAUGCACUCGAAUAUCUACACUAUGAUUGUGAAACAUCGAUCAUUCAUAGUGACCUCAAGCCAAGCAAUAUUCUACUCGACGACGAAAUGGUUGGCCACAUAAGUGACUUUGGCUUAGCAAAAGUCCUUUAUGAAGAUAGGUUUAAUCAACCUGCUAAUCAGUCGAGCUCCCUUGGCAUAAGAGGAACUAUUGGUUAUGCACCACCAGAAUAUGGCAUGGGAAGCGAGCUAUCAACAAAAGGUGACGUGUAUAGUUAUGGCAUCCUCUUGCUAGAGAUGUUUACUGGGAAAAGGCCAACUGAUGAAAUGUUCAUGGAAGGUUUAAGUCUUCACAACUUUGUUAGAGAAGCUUUUCCUUAUUGA
Molecule: messenger RNA, 2580 nt
Organism: Hibiscus syriacus
Lineage: Eukaryota; Viridiplantae; Streptophyta; Magnoliopsida; Malvales; Malvaceae
Product: putative receptor-like protein kinase At3g47110
Exons: 3
Coding region: 1-2580 (859 amino acids)
Biological process (GO): protein phosphorylation
Molecular function (GO): protein binding; ATP binding; protein kinase activity
Source: RefSeq, a predicted model, not a curated record